Molecule: messenger RNA, 1043 nt
Organism: Papilio polytes (common Mormon)
Lineage: Eukaryota; Metazoa; Arthropoda; Insecta; Lepidoptera; Papilionidae
Gene: Non3
Product: ribosome production factor 2 homolog
Exons: 5
Coding region: 97-1023 (308 amino acids)
Biological process (GO): maturation of LSU-rRNA from tricistronic rRNA transcript (SSU-rRNA, 5.8S rRNA, LSU-rRNA); ribosomal large subunit assembly
Cellular component (GO): nucleolus
Molecular function (GO): rRNA binding
Source: RefSeq, a predicted model, not a curated record
UGACAAAUGACAUUGACAACAUUGAACAUCAAUGUGUUACACACGUGUUGAAUUUAAUAACAUUAAAUCAUUUCUUUUGUCGUUAACUUUUCUCAAAUGGCAGUUAUUCAACGUAUAAAAAAACCUACAACGCGCAAAGGCAAAAAAGUUUUACUUGCCAGAGAACCAAAGCCUAUUGAAGGACCUAAGCAAUGUAUUUUUCUACAAGGUCGUAAUCCGUCUGAUAGAACAAGGAAACUAUUAAAAGAUGUAUAUGAUUUGAAAAAGCCAGACGCCGCAUUUUUAAGCCGUAAAAAUGACUUCGUACCCUUCGAAGACGCUAGCCUUAUUGAGAAGUUGUGUUACAAAAAAGAAGCGGCAUUGUUUGGUGUUGGAUCACAUAGCAAGAAGCGCCCACAUAACAUAAUACUAGGAAGAACAUUUAAUUAUGGCAUUUUAGAUAUGAUAGAACUGGGGGCUGAUAAGUUUAAAGCCAUGUCUGAGUUUCGUAAUAUGAAAGUGCUGGCUGGACUAAAGCCCUGCUUGAUUUUCAACGGUCCAGCAUGGGAAUUAAAUCAAGAUUUAAAAAGAUUAAAAUCAUUGUUUAUUGACUUUUUCCACAGAGAAAAGGUAGAAAGUAUAAGACUGCAAGGGCUGGAGCAUGCUUUAAGUUUUACUGCCACCGAUAAUGGUUCAAUUUAUUUGAGAUCAUACAAAAUCCUGCUAAAGAAAAGUGGUCAGAGAACACCUAGAAUUGAACUGGAGGAAAUAGGUCCUUCAAUAGACUUUAAAUUGAGACGAACUAAGUUGGCGUCAGACGAUCUUUAUAAGGAAUCCUGUAAGAUACCUCGUGAAGUGAAACCACUCACAAAGAAGAAUAUAUCGAAGGAUGCGUUUGGUACAAAGUUAGGUCGCAUUCACAUGAUGAAGCAGGACGUCGCGCGACUGCAGACACGUAAAAUGAAAGGUCUUAAGAAAACACCAGAAGAAAAGAAGCAAAUGUUACGUAAGAAAAAGUUAGCAAGAAAGCAGACUACGGCUUAAUAAAUGAUAUUUAAUGAAAA